GCGCUGCUGGCCGCCUGCCGCUGCGAGUCCUUGUCCGCUGGUGUGAGUGCCCUGGUCCGGAGACCAGCAGACCUGGAGGACCUGGUGGCUCCCGGGCCUCCUCUGCUCUCCCACUGCGGGGUGGGGGUGGGAAGGGGGUAGGUGCAGCCGGCUGAGGAGCCUGAUGAUUUCCUGCCCUCACCCGGCGCUCACCACAGCUUCCUGCCGCAGGCGGGAGGGCAGGCGCUGAGGAGAGGCGGGCGCCGAGCCCAGGGGCAGGUAGGCCUGGGUGCAGGGUCCGCGCAGGGCGGCUGGUGCCCCAGACUCCGGCCCAGGCCCCGGCCUGACUGCCUUGGGGCCAAGGGUCUUCCAGUCCCGGGCAGGACGGGGAUCCAGGUGCUCCAAGGAGGACACGGCUGCCCCUGCCAGGCUCCAGCCUGGUGCCGCUGGUCCCCGCCCCGCUGCCCAGCGCCUGCUCUGCUGCAGCUCUGUGCUGGAGGUACAGCGAGCAGCAGGUCGGGUCCGAGCUCCGUCCUGCAGAUGGAGGCAGCCAUCCUGCUGCCCCCGGUGCUGGGCCUCCUGCUGCUGCCCCUCUUGGCGGUGCUGCUGCUGGCACUCUGCGUGCGCUGCCGAGAGCUGCCCGACGCCUAUGACAGUGCUGUGCCUGACAGCCUGCCGAGUAGCAUCGUGAUCAAGAGGCCUCCUACACUAGCCCCCUGGCCACAGGCUGCUGUGACCUCCUGUCCACCCCUGAGCCAGCCAGACCUGCUCCCCAUCCCGCGAUCCCCACGGCCCCCAGGGGGCUCCCACCGCAUGCCGUCCGCCCGGCAGGACUCCGACGGCACCAACAGCGUGGCCAGCUAUGAGAACGAGGGUGCGUCUGGGCCCCGGGGCCGGGGUAGGGGGCAGGGGGGGGGGGGGCCUGGCCGGGCCCGGCUGACCCCGUGUCCUCCCCCAGAGCCGGCCUGUGAGGACGAUGAUGAUGACGAUGAGGAGGACUACCACAACGAGGGCUACCUAGAGGUGCUUCCUGACACCGUCCCCGCCACGGCCACGGCCACGGCCACGUGCACCGCCGUCCCCGCGGCCGCCGCGCCCAGCAACCCCGGCCUGCGGGACAGCGCCUUCUCCAUGGAGUCCGGGGAGGACUAUGUGAACGUUCCCGAGAGCGAGGAGAGUGCCGACUUGUCUCUGGAUGGGAGCCGGGAGUAUGUGAACGUGUCCGAGGACCUGCAGCCCACCGAGAGGACUGAGGCUGCCACCUUGAGUUCCCAGGAGGCAGAGGAAGAGGAGGAAGAGGGUGCCCCAGAUUAUGAAAAUCUGCAGGAGCUUCAGUGAGACCUCAUGAGGCGUGCUGUCCUAGAGCUGCCUUCCCGGGAGGGCUGAGCUGGGCAGCUGGAAGGCCCACGUGGCGCCACACCCUGGCUCCAGCCUGACAACAGCCUGAGAAUUUCCCCCCUAACUUAUUGUCACUUUGGGGUCCAGUCUGGGUCCCCCAGCGCUGCACCUUCUGACACAGCCUGAGAAUCAAGGGCCUCGGCCCACGGCCCUGCUCUGUACAGAAUAAAGGCUGGCCUGGUCUGUAGCUCUUGGCUCUGGGGACCCCGUGGCGGGUCAGGGUGAGGGGGCAGAGGGUCUGCAUGUGUGAGCAACCGAGAGCCCAGGCCAGGUCGCCUCUGAACGAGGCAGGUAUGGCCCAUCCUGCGCUUUGGCCCUGACGCACGUCCCUGCGCCAGUGCACGGAGGAGGCUGUGCUGGGGGGAGCGGCUGGAGGCCACUGGGCGGGCCCUGGAGCAGCCCUCCCUGCCGCCCGCUUCCCCGUCUUUGAAAGAGGACUUGGUGACUUUGAAAAGCUUUGUUAGUUUCUACCUUCCGUGGUUCUCAAUAAAACAGAACUUUAAAAU
Molecule: messenger RNA, 1883 nt
Organism: Pipistrellus kuhlii (Kuhl's pipistrelle)
Lineage: Eukaryota; Metazoa; Chordata; Mammalia; Chiroptera; Vespertilionidae
Gene: LAT
Product: linker for activation of T cells
Biological process (GO): signal transduction
Cellular component (GO): membrane
Source: RefSeq, a predicted model, not a curated record